AUGGCAGAAAUCAUCGAAGAAAAGAGGAGAUCGCCCAUAAGCGGGAAAGUUGACUUUGAGGAACGGCGCAAGGUGCAAUUUUUCAUCGACCGCGUCGAAGGCUUGACGUCGGGGGGUUUUCAACUCUUGCCAUCGCCUUACUACGUUUCUGUGGAAAAUGUCGAGAGGAGCCAAUCAAUCGCUACCAGAAAAGGGGAGAAGAAAGGCUCCACCGUCUCUUGGGGCAACAAUGUGUUCAUUCCGCACCUAGCAGAAUCUUCGCAGAUCCGCUUUGAACUACAGCAAGAAGUGACCUCACUUUUGAACAAACGUAUGGCCGUUGUGGGCAGAACGGAUGUGUUCGAUUUACGCCAGCUCCAAGAUAUGCAGACGCAAGCAGGAAGCGGGCCUACAGCACGCAUCGAACUGAACGUAAACUUGACGCAGCAAGCACUGCCAUCUCCUAGAUUACCCGUCACGGGCCAACGGUCUACUAGCCCUACUCCUCCUGCUACGACGCAACAGAAAGGGUACAAGUCCGCUAUGUUACAUCUGAGAGUCAAGAUCCUCAGCACACAAGAUGGGAACCUCAACAUCGCCCAUACUAACAAGAAACUGUUCGCAGAGCGAUGUCGCGCUGAGAGCUUGGAGCACCUCGCGGGAUUCACAAACAAGAUGGGCUACCUCAGAGAAUCAUUUGAUGGAAACGAAUUCGUGUGUCUUAUUGACAUGAUCCUUGGUGUCUGCGCUGGCAUCCGAAAGCAGCUCACAGAAUCUGAUCUUCAUAACGAGAACAAGAACACCUCGGGGCUGCUAGAAGCUCUAGACUCAGCUUUCAUCCCGUCGCAGUCGCUCUCAACCAGGAAGCUGGCGAAGACAGGCCACCAUGGGACGGAGAUGAUGCAGGAAAUGCUGUGCGCGGCGAUCAAGGCCCUAAGGAGCGUCGAUGCAUUCCUGAGGCAUCCUGAUGCUCUUGUCCGAGAUAAGCUUGAGUUCAAGCUCAACGACUGGAUACAGUACUACCAAGCGUGCGAAAGACACCUGCUUGAUCCAGCCAAUGUUGAGAAGCCAAAACUGCCUGCUCAUAGGACAUCGAGAAGGAUUCAUUGCGCCACUUCUAUGGCUAAACACCCUGAGCUACCCCAGCACAACAUGAUCCCGAUUGACCUACCUCAGGUAUAUGCACAAGGAGGGUACCGUCCAGACCUUGUGCGGCUCGUUGCAGAGUGGUUAUUCCUGUCGUCCGGUCCGACCUAUUCGAGACCUCCUAUACCUACAACAGCAAGAAGCGUCGUCAUCAGGAGUGGCGACACCAAUGCGAAUGGCAGAGUGAAAGCAGAUGAGCUCAAGCCGCUCAACAAUGUUCUAUGCCUCGUCGGGGAGGCUGGGUGUGGAAAGACCCAGCUCGUCGCGCAUAUAUCCGAGUGGCUGGCAAAGACAGGAUGUUUGGGCGGGUACUUCUCGUUUGGCCCAUCUGCGCCAUCCUCUUCACCCGAUGCUGUCUCGAAUACGCGACGAACUACCCCCGACCUCCUGGAUGCCCUUCCUAUGACGCUCGUGCACCAAGCAUGCACCGUCGAGCCUGACGCCCUCUCCAAAUUCUGCUCUGUCCUCAGUCAGAACCCCGGUGCCUUGCGCGAGCCUCUUGAGAGCCGCUUCGAGAAGCUCUUCGCAAAGCCCAUCAAGGCGUUCGCAGAUGGCAGGGAAGGUGCGAAGUGGAAUCACCUCGACCCACUUGUAUUUAUCAUCGAUGAUCUUGGAGCAGGGUCUGGUGAACGAGAGGGCAAGGGGGCAGAAGACGACAAGAAGGCACUGGAUGUCUUUGUCAGCUGGAUGAGCUCGAAGAGCAUCCGAGGCUUGCCUUCAUACGUGAGGUUUGUCGUUGUCAGCCGGUGCGAGACAGGUGUGGCGGAUAAAUUGAAGGAGAAAGGUGCUGUUGUUUGUGAGAUGGCUUCCAAGUCUGGUGACGAUGUUGUCAUUGGUCCAGUCCCUACCUCGACGAUUGGUGGAAGCUCAAGCUCGAAUGGGUUGGCCCCUCCAACUACAGGAGGAAAGGGCAAGGAAAGGGCAUUUUUGUGA
Messenger RNA from Cyclocybe aegerita, 2058 nucleotides. The record is from the annotation of a GenBank genome assembly. NCBI's taxonomy places the organism in Eukaryota, Fungi, Basidiomycota, Agaricomycetes, Agaricales, Hemipholiotaceae.